GUGACAUGCGAUCAACGGGCCGAGCUCUACUGGCCAGGGAAUGGCUGCUAUCCGGGUCCCGAAGAGAAUAGUCGACUCCCGAAUUCGAUCAUGUUCAGGGAGCAGUUUAAGAGGUACUUACUCAUGCUCGUUUCCGUGUCUGCCCAACCCUCGGCCACCACGUCUGCAAAACGGCUGCCGAUCAAUUCCGUGUGCUACCUGCUGGCCGAGCAUGACGUCGAACAUCCAUGUACCUGCACGUCCAAGAGCGCCCCGUCGAUUAUGAUGUCCGGAGGAGUACUACAAGUUGUGGCGGCCAGCUACAGCGGCGAAUGCGGCAAGGAGCAGCAUCGUUUGAGGGUGUCGGCUCGCUGGAGCUUCGUCGUCCAAAGGGUUAAAGCCCGUUUGCUGGGAAUGACGAGCAAUGAAGCGGAUUGGGGCAUCGCAUUCCGUGAGGAUAUCACCCAGAAGGAUGGCAGCAUGGCCAUCGUCACAUAUGUCUGCGAGCGAGACGCUGUCUUCUGCUCGGAGGGUGCCGACGGUACCUCACCUUGGACGGCGACCGCCCCAGGACCGCUCGGCGACAAAAUGGGAUGCUGGAAGAAUGUGAAGAAGCCGACGCCGUACUCGUCCGGAAUUUGUGAAAACCUGGACGACGCGGCGACGACAGGGCUCUGGCCGCAGUUGCUUACCCGGUACGAACCAGACUUCAUUUUCAUGCUUCUUUCCAAGGACAUCGUCUGCAGUAUCACAGCCCGCCCGUGGCACCCCGAGCAUAAGUGCAGUGCGAUGCAGUUUGAGCCCCGGCGGACGAACGAUCAAAUCGCCUUCUACGAGAAUGUGCUCGACACCGAUGGGUACGGCUGGACACGCAUCGCCUACGCAUGCGGCCCGCUGCAUUCGUUCUGCGGCGGCCCGAAGACGCCGCCAGAAAUUGAACCCGGCUGCUGGGCGGGGGUGGCGCGGCCGUACUCGUCGGCUGAAUGCAGUUACUACGGGAUGAUAUCGUCUAUGAAGGCCCCGAUGAGCAUCAGCCUGAAGAUGUUGUUGGAGUAUUACGACAAGGAGGUCAGUGAUCUUGGAGUACUGGGAAAGUUGGCCCUGGGUGAGCAGCGUGUCUUCACCAGGCCUGCGAAUUUCACGUACCCGGAGCUGUGGACGACGACCACGACGACAACUACGCCAACGACGACGACCCCCUCGACCCCCUCGACCCCUAGCUGGUCUCGUCCCGAGUACAUCGGCCCGCCCACCUAUCCGCCAGUCGUUUACCCCGUUCAUGAUGACUGCGACCAUGUUGAUGAUGAUGAGAGUCCUGUCGGGACCCUGAUCGCCAUCUGCGUCGGCUUGUUGCUGUGCUGCUGCGCGAUCUUCUGCAUCUGCAAGUGCUGCUGGGACAUCACCUGUGACGUAACCUCCAAACCCUGGCACCCAGACCACGGUGGAUGCGUCGAGGUGAAGCGGGAGAUAGGCAUCGAAGACUGGGGCAUCGCCUUCCACGAGAACGUCACCAACAAGGAUGGCGGGUGGACAUACGUCACCUACGCUUGCCGUGAAUCGCCGUACCCGGAUGCGGUGAUCUUUUGUGGUGGGCCUCCGGCGCCGCCGUGGCGAGCCGUCCCGAAGACGCCCGGCUGCUGGUCGAGGACGUUGAGGGAUGACCCUCAACAUUCCGCUCUGAAAAUCCUGCUUGCCGCCGGCGAUAGUGACCGUCGCUGUCUCCACUUUACAAAACUCAUCGACCGGGGCAGUCGACCGGAAUUCGUCUUUAUGGUAAUGGAACUCGUCGGUAAGUCGGUGAAGGACGUGCAGCGUGAGCGUCGCGGCAAGGUGUUCACCAUCUCCACGGCCUGCCAAGUCGCCGAGCAGACGCUUGAAGCCCUCGAAGACAUGCAUGCACUCGGAUAUAUCCAUCGCGACAUCAAGCCGUCCAACCUGACCAUCGGCGUCGGCGCCAAGCGCAACAUUGUCUACCUGCUCGACUUUGGCAUCUCGAGGAAGAUUCGGAAUGAGGAUGGAGAGAUUAAGUUGCCCCGCUGGAAGUGCACGUUUAAAGGGACGGUGAAGUACGCGUCGCUGGCGUGCCACACGCUGCGCGAGCAGAGCGGCAAGGACGACCUGGAGUGCUGGGUGUAUUUGUUUGCCGAAUUUGUGCAUCCUGGAGGUCUCCCGUGGCGCAACAUGGACAACACUAAGGAGGUGUAUCGCGAGAAGCGGAAGGCCCACGAACGCCCCCGCGACCUGUUCACCGGAUUUUCCAGGCCUGAGUACAUGGUGGCCGUGCUGGAGUACAUCGACGAGUUGAGCUACGUGCAGCAGAUUGACUACGGUCAAGACCGCUCAUCGGAGGAGGAGCGCCACUCUUCUGCGGUUGCUGUGUCGGCAGCGGGCGGCGUCGUGGCGACGCGGACCACGACGCAGGGGAGCAGCCGCGUCGCGGGUCCUCCGAGCAGCAGCGGCGGAUCAUCGGGCCGUCAACACCAGCCGGGACAGCAGCAGCCACAGCGCCCGCCGAGGAGGAGGAGCAGCAGCAGCCGGGGAAUGACUCGAUCGUCCACCCUCCACGCCAUUAGCCGGGACCGCCACCGCUGCACGCGCAAGCUCGUCGAUUCGGAU
This is a messenger RNA of Mesorhabditis spiculigera, 2595 nucleotides long. Lineage: Eukaryota; Metazoa; Nematoda; Chromadorea; Rhabditida; Rhabditidae. The record is from the annotation of a GenBank genome assembly.